AGUUGCUCACUCGCUCGGGCUGGGCUGUAAACACAAGCGGCAAGUGAGGGAGGAACCGGACCGAACUGAAUCCGGGCUCAUGAAAGCCACUCCGGGGUCGUCAACGUCCUUUGAAAUGCUCUUUCUUCGCUCAAGGCAAGUGUUGUGUUACGUGUGUGUGACGUUGGUCCGAGUGACGGGAUAAAGAAUACGAAGAAGUCGAGACCGAAGUGGCCGCUGAGCAAGCAACAAGUCUGCUGGAGCGCCAGCAACAGCAACCACGAUGGUCACACUGGCGGACAGCGGAGGAGACGGCGGGGGCAUCCCGGCCCUGGGCUCGGAGCUGCCGGCCAUGUUUGACGGCGUGAAGAUGGCGGCAGUGGCCACUGUCCUCUACGUCCUCAUGCGCUGCCUCAACCUCAAGAGUCCGCCGUCGCCGCCGGAAGUCAGCCACCAGGACACGACGCUCACCCGCUACCUCCUCAAGUGCUGCCCCCUGUUGACCAAAGAAUACAUUCCGCCCCUGCUGUGGGGGAAGAGCGGCCACAUCCAGACGGCUCUCUACGGCAAGGUGGGCCGUGUGAGCACCCCUACGCCCCGCGGGGUCCGCAAGCUCCUCCCCAUGCACGACGGGGCCACGGCCAGUUUCGACCUCUUUGAGGCGCUGGUCCGACACUGCACGGGAGACGACAUCACCAUGGUCAUCUGCCCCGGCUUCGGCAACCACAGCGAGCAGAACUACAUUCGCACCUUUGUGGAUCACUCCCAGCGGCGGGGCUACCGCUGCGCCGUCCUUAACCACUUGGGGGCCUUGCCCGACAUGGAGCUGACGGCGCCGCGAAUGUUCACCUACGGUUGCACGUGGGAGUUUGCGGCCAUGGUGAGCUACGUGAAGCAAGCGCUGCCCGGCACGCUGCUGGUGGUGGUGGGCUUCAGUCUGGGCGGCAACAUCGUGUGCAAGUUCCUGGGCGAGAACCCGGCCAAUCAGGAGCGAGUGCUGUGCUGCGUCAGCGUUUGUCAGGCUUACAGCGCCCUCAGAGCACAGGAAACGUUCCUGCAGUGGGACCAAUGCCGACGGCUGUACAACUUCGUUCUGGCCGAAAGGCUGAAGAAGCUGAUCUUGUCGCACAGGGAAAGCUUGCUGGGCGUGACCUCCAGCAACAUCAGCGACGCCGACCUGACCCGACUGUGCGCCGCCACGUCUCUCGCACAGAUUGACGACAGCAUCAUGAGGAAGUUCCACGGGUACAACUCCUUGGAUGAGUACUACAAGCAGGAGAGCUGCGUGCGCUACAUCCACAAGGUCACGGUGCCGCUUCUCCUAAUGAACUCGUCCGACGACCCGCUGGUGCAUCGCUCCCUGCUCGCCAUCCCGCGCACACUCUCAGAGAAGAUGCCUAACGUUAUCUUCGCUCUCACGCAACACGGCGGCCACCUGGGCUUCUUUGAAGGGGCCGGGCUGUUCCCUCAACCCCUCACGUGGAUGGACAAGGUCAUUGUGGAGUUUGCCGACGCUAUCUGCCAUUGGGAGAGAGGUCGGCUCCCCCAAAGCGCCGCAAGCCAGCCCAAUUUGAGCCAGGAGCACACGGAGAGAAAUUGGGCAUUAUUUCAGUCCGAAGGAUUAUAGUUGGACCGAGGUCUGAAAUAUUUGUCAGUCUUUCUUUGGACUGUAAGACCUCAGGUGAACUGUUGCUAUGUCUAAUUGUAUGGGAGGACGUGAGAGUAUUUUAACUAUGUCCUUACAUUGAAGCGUGUGACCUUGAUGUUGACAGAUUUAACGGCGUUUUCUCAAAAAUUACAACAACCCCGUUAAGUUGUUUUGCACUGCUUUUGAAUACCCCUAAAACUGGAUUGAGGAUAACGGUAUUCAUUGCAGGACAAAAUUUUGACUAUGCACUUUAGACUCUCGGCGCAACUAUUUUGCAUUUUUCAAUUGUUAAUGAAUUUAUUAAAGAAACUAUUUGACUUAA
Molecule: messenger RNA, 1949 nt
Organism: Syngnathus typhle (broad-nosed pipefish)
Lineage: Eukaryota; Metazoa; Chordata; Actinopteri; Syngnathiformes; Syngnathidae
Product: monoacylglycerol lipase ABHD2-like
Exons: 10
Coding region: 263-1606 (447 amino acids)
Biological process (GO): medium-chain fatty acid biosynthetic process; sperm capacitation; medium-chain fatty acid catabolic process
Cellular component (GO): sperm plasma membrane; sperm flagellum
Molecular function (GO): monoacylglycerol lipase activity; acetylesterase activity
Source: RefSeq, a predicted model, not a curated record